UGCAACUGAAGCAAGCCAUAAACCGAAAUAACAACACUUCGGAUUCCAACGUAGACAACGCAUAAACAAUUUAAUUUUUUUGAAGUAAUCCCUGAAACGUUAGUGUUAUGUCGAUAAAACAAGAAGCAAUAGCCGCUGAAAAAUUGCAGGCAAUCGAGGAGGAUAAUAAUAGUGAAAUAGCAUCGAGUAAAUCGAAUCGAAAGAGACAGUUUACAUUGAUAGAACCAGCAUUGUUUCUAAAUUACAUAGCGACAGCGAUGGCCGGUGCUGUGUUACAAAAUCAAGAACUCUACCAAACUUGUGUUGCCGUUUUCGAUUACGAUAAAGAAUUGUGCGAACCUAUGUUGGGAGUUAUACCCAAAAACGCGUCAUCACAAGCCAUCGAAACCCAAGUGCAACCCUAUGUGGCCAGGAUUAUUAUGGCGAGUUCUCUGAUUAACAGCGUUUUGCCCGCAUUCCUCAGUUUAUUUAUUGGAGCUUGGUCUGAUAAAUUUGGACGUAGACCUAUAUUUGUAGUAACCUAUGCAGCGGCAUUUCUCGGACAUCUUAUAACGUCAAUAUUAGCGGGUAUAUCUAUGGCGACACCGAUAAAUCCUUGGGUCUACAUUAUAUCACACAUACCACUUGCACUAACUGGUGGCACCUGUGCCUUGAUAGCGAUGGCAUUUUGUCUCGUUUCCGAUGUGAGUGAUGAGGGUAGCAGAGCUAGACGCCUGUUCUUGGUCGAGGGUACUAUGGCUAUUGGUAUGCUGGUUGGUAAUUUGAUAGCCAGUUCCAUACUGGCCGCAACUGGUACUAUCGGGGUAUUCGUAAUUGCUGCGAGUAUGGAUUUGGUAGCCUUCCUUUAUAUCGCCAUCUUUAUAACGGAAAGUUUGAACAUAAAACUUGAAAGAACUAAGUCGCAUGUACGUGAGUUCUUCAAAUUCGAUUUGAUUAAGGAUCUGGUUAAAACUUGCCUGAAACGCAGACCGCACUAUGAUCGCUGUAUCAUUUGGUGUAUUAUGUUCGCCUUAAUUUCGACAACCUUUGUGCAGCAGGGUGAAGCGAAUGUACUUUAUCUGUUUCUGCGCAACAAAUUCAAUCUCACGCUGCAAGAAUUCACCACUUUCACCGCGAUCGGCAUUGGUAUCAAAAUGAUUGGUUGUGCCAUCAUUUUGUUACUAUUAUUUGUGGUAUUCAGCGUGCCUUUAACUGUGGUGGCUAUACUUGGCUUCUUGGGUAGCUUCGCCGACAGUCUAAUACGCGCUUUGGCUGAAAAAUUUUGGCAGAUGUAUGUGGCCGCUUUUGCGGGCUUCAUGGGAGGCAUUAACAGCCCCAUGUUGCAAGCGGUACUUGCGGGUUUGGUGGAUCGCACAGAAAUCGGCAAAGUAUAUGCGGUAAUUACGUCACUGCAAACACUAUCACCUUUGGCGUCGGCGCCAGUCUACACCGGUAUUUACAACGCGACAUUGGUAUCAUCUCCUGGCGCCUUCUACUUUCUCAGCGCUGGUAUCUAUGUCGCAAGCUUUUUGCUUAUAACGAUUUCAUACAUUAUGCAGCGUAAGAGUAGUAACAGAGCAACCACGGCCAAUGAGGCAGCUUAAUGACUGGCAGGCCAGAUGUAUAUGUACCUAAAUACUUUUUCGAAAUUCGAAAACCAAGAAAUAUAUCAACGUUAAUUCAUAUAUGGCUUAAUAAUGAGAGCACCUGUGUUUUAUGUUUGAGUAUUGUUAAAGCGAAAAAGUUACAAAUACAUGUAUAGUAAAAUUGCA
Bactrocera latifrons is the source of this 1751-nucleotide messenger RNA. Its product is annotated as proton-coupled folate transporter-like. Bases 108 to 1583 code for a protein of 491 amino acids. The transcript is spliced from 10 exons. Gene Ontology annotation, biological process: transmembrane transport. Gene Ontology annotation, molecular function: transmembrane transporter activity. Gene Ontology annotation, cellular component: membrane. The record is from RefSeq and is a predicted model, not a curated record. NCBI's taxonomy places the organism in Eukaryota, Metazoa, Arthropoda, Insecta, Diptera, Tephritidae.